AUGGGGCGAUAUCGAAGAAAGAAGAUGCAUAUAGGGGACAAGCCAUUAAAGGAAAAAUAUCGCACAAAGCGGAGGACUCGAGAUUUGGAUCUCAUCCAUGAUGACAUGAAGGUGCCGAGUUUACUCCUCAAACAGCAGGUGGAUCUGGAUAAACCAGGUGCUGUCCAGUUUUACUGCCUCCACUGCGCGAAGUACUUCAACAACAAGGCUUUAAUUGGUCAUUUUAAAAGUAAACCCCACAAAAGAAAAUGGAAAGCUUUAGAAAUGGAGCCCUACAGCCAGGCUGAGGCCAACAGAGCUGCAGGCAAGGGUUCCUAUGUAGCCCCAAAACAAGUGUCCGUGAUACCUCAAGAGAAGAUGAUUGUGGCUGGGAAUGAGGACACGUCUGUGAAAAAAACUUAUUGUAGACUGAAGGGAAAGGCCACGAGUAGGAGAUAUUGUCUUCUAUUAGCGUUGCAAUUUCCUCUGAAAGAUCGUACAAUGAGAAUCUCAACACAUGGAAUACUUAACCACCAGCGAGGAUUGAAAUACCAGAAGACGCGCGCGCACGCACGCACACAGAGAGAGAGAGAGAGAGAGAGAGAGAGAGAGAGAGAGAGAGAGAGGGAGAGAGAGAGAGAGAGAUAG
Candidula unifasciata is the source of this 627-nucleotide messenger RNA. NCBI's taxonomy places the organism in Eukaryota, Metazoa, Mollusca, Gastropoda, Stylommatophora, Geomitridae. The record is from the annotation of a GenBank genome assembly.